Molecule: messenger RNA, 2325 nt
Organism: Cornus florida
Lineage: Eukaryota; Viridiplantae; Streptophyta; Magnoliopsida; Cornales; Cornaceae
Product: ACT domain-containing protein ACR10-like
Exons: 6
Coding region: 356-1594 (412 amino acids)
Source: RefSeq, a predicted model, not a curated record
AGGAGACAGAACAGUAAUCGCAAUCAUAGCAGAAUAGACGAAGAAACACCACCCAAGCCCAAGUAAACAAGUUCUUAAAAAAGAGUUCUUGAAAUAAUUAAGUUCCUAGAAAUGGCAAAAGCCCCAAUCUUUAUCUCUCUCAACAUGACAAGCCAUUUUCAUCCAGUAUGACAGUAUAUAACUAACUGAGCAUCAAAGCUAGAGAUAAAACCCAAUUUGAACUCUCCCUUCUUUGUUGCCAAAAAAAAAAAAAAAAAAAGGUACUUGUUUAUAUAUGUAUAUAUAUAAAUAUCAAAGAACAGUCGAAUCCCUGUGUUAGAAGAUUGAAGGGCUAAAACAAUAGCAAGAAGAAGAGAUGGGGAUUCUAUACGACGACGUAGUGAUCAUCAGACAUUCCGAGAAAGAAGGAGAUCCAACUGUAAUUACUGUUAACUGUCCCGACAAGACUGGCUUGGGUUGUGACCUCUGCCGCCUCAUCCUUUUCUUUGGUUUGAGCAUUGCCAGAGUUGAUGUAUCUACAGAUGGGAAAUGGUGCUACAUAGUGUUCUGGGUAAUUGGGAAGCCAACUACAAGAUGGGCUUUGUUGAAAAAGAGACUAGUAGAAGUAUGCCCUUCUUGUUCUUCAGCUUCUGGGAUAUUGUUUUACCGAUCCGAAUUGCAGCCUCCCAAGCCUCCUGAUGUGUUCCUUUUAAAGUUCUGUUGCUACGAUCGAAGAGGCCUCUUAAACGAUGUUACACAGGUUCUUUGCGAGCUUGAGCUUACUAUAAAGAGAGUGAAGGUAUCGACCACACCAGAUGGGCGAGUGAUGGACCUGUUCUUCAUCACAGAUACGAGGGAACUUCUACAUACAAAAAAGAGACAGGAGGAUACAUAUGACCAUUUAAAAGCUGUUUUGGGGGAUGCCAUGAUAAGUUGUGACAUAGAAAUGGCUGGCCCUGAAAUCACUGCAUGUUCACAACGGCCUUCAUUUCUUCCUCCUGCAAUCACAGAAGACAAGUUUAACUUAGAGAUUCUUAAUGAGCGGCAAAGUGGAUUGCUCACUUCCAACAAUGUAUCCAUCACAAUGGAUAACUUGCUCAGUCCGGCUCACACGCUUGUCCAAAUUGUUUGCCUAGAUCACAAAGGUCUCCUUUACGAUAUAAUGAGAACUUUAAAGGAUUACAGUAUCCAGAUUUCGUAUGGGCGCUUCACAACAAAACAGAAUAGAAAUUGUGAGCUGGACUUGUUCAUCAUGCAAGCAGAUGGGAAGAAGAUUGUUGACCCUAGCAAGCAAAGUGCAUUGCGCUCUCGUCUUCAAAUGGAACUAAUUCGCCCCCUUAGAGUAGCUCUGGUGAACCGCGGUCCUGAUACAGAAUUGCUGGUAGCAAACCCUGUGGAGUUAUCUGGGAAGGGCCGGCCUCUCGUUUUUUAUGACAUCACCUUUGCUCUCAGGAUGCUCAACAUUGGCGUCUUUACGGCUGAGAUUGGGAGGCACAUGAUUGGAGAUCGGGAAUGGGAGGUUUACAAAGUUUUACUUGAUGAAAGGGAUGGUUUAUCUAUUCCAGGAAACAAGAUCGAGGAAGCAGUUUGGAAAAUGUUAAUGGGUUGGGAGUGAUGAAGACUGGAGAUAGUAUUUCUUCGGGACUGCAACAUGCUCUUUCAACCUCUGUACAGUAUACUUCUGCUUGGCUAAAUAUUUUCUAGAUGUAUAUAUGUGAUAUAUAUAUUGUGAAAAGAUGAGCCAUACCACGUUUUAGUCAACGACCUUUGUAAGACUAGCAUACUAGUAUAAAUUAUGAGUGAAAGUCGGUAGCAUUAUGUAUAUGAAAGCUGUAGCUAGAGGGAAUUAUGGUGUCAUAUCAUUAAUGUUGGAUCGAAUCAUGCUGUCCAACGCCACUUCCUCUUUGUAAACGAGUUCUGUAUGUAUGGCAUCGUGCACAAGAGAAUGAAGGUUUGUAGUUUAAAACUGACAGGGACACCAAAGUGUUAGCCUGUAUAUGAAUGAAGUAACAGUUUCUCUACAUCUAUGUAAUUUUGUUAUUCGGAUCAACCACGAACAAUCUUGUACGUGUAUGUGUAAUUUUUUUCUUGAAUAAUUUCUUGUGUCCCUUUAAUGACAUCUCAAAAUACCCUCUGAACUCCUCCAAUGUACCGGAAAAGUUCUCGCAAGUGAUGAAGAAAUUCUCAGGUUAAUAACACCCUUCUUCAGGAUAAUGCAUCUUUCAAUUGUUUGUUGCUCUGUUCUAUCCCUCCCAAGCUGUAAACAUUGGACUUUAUCCUGGAAUUUGCCCUGCAUGGAUGGAAUUAUCAAUGCAGUAUGCACUAGUUUCCCGGGCUUUUUCUUGA